Messenger RNA from Metopolophium dirhodum (rose-grain aphid), 1164 nucleotides. Its product is annotated as ubiquitin-conjugating enzyme E2 W. The transcript has 6 exons. Lineage: Eukaryota; Metazoa; Arthropoda; Insecta; Hemiptera; Aphididae. Bases 335 to 799 code for a protein of 154 amino acids. The record is from RefSeq and is a predicted model, not a curated record.
UAAGAGACAACAAGACCUUUUGUUGUUUUCCGAAGCGAAAUAGUUAAUAGACUCAUUUUUUCAAAUACUCAACUAAUUAGAAGAUAUGGUUUUAGUGCACUAUUAUUUUUGUCAUUAUUAAUUAUUUAUGUGACGACAAUUUUCGGUCAACCGUUUAUAGAUCGUGUUCUUGGGCAUUAGUUAUUUGCUUCUCCGUUUUACUUAAUGGCCAAUAUGUAUUCCAUGUUCUCAUUGAUACAACAACACAAUAAUUAAUUAUUGAUCACACGAUGAAUACUACACAGAUUUAAAAAUAAUAUAAAAUAUCAGUUUUGUUGCCGGAGAUCGUCAUAAAAUGGCUGGUAAAACUCCGUCCGAAAAAAGACUCCACAAAGAAUUGAUAUCGCUCGUUAAAGAACCUCCUCCAGGAAUGGUUGUAGAUGUUGACCAAGCUGAACAAAAUCUCAAUGUUUGGACUAUAAAUAUGCAAGGUGCUGAAGGUACUUUAUAUGAUGGAGAACAGUUCCAGUUGCAAUUCAAAUUUGGUACCAGUUAUCCCUUUGAGUCGCCUGAAGUUACAUUUGUGGGCCAAAACAUUCCAGUUCAUCCACAUGUGUAUAGUAAUGGACAUAUUUGUUUAUCUAUUCUUACUGAUGACUGGUCACCAGCAUUAUCUGUUCAAUCUGUCUGUCUUUCAAUUAUAUCUAUGCUAAGCAGCUGCAAAGAAAAGAAAAGACCUCCAGACAAUAGUUUUUACAUAAAAACAUGCAACAAAAAUCCAAAAAAAACAAAAUGGUGGUAUCACGAUGACAAAGUUUGAAGUAUUGAACAUCCAUUAUUUUAUCUUUUCACUAUAAUAUAUUCUCAUUUAGUGAAAAUUGUGAUCUUAUUUUUAUUGCAAUUAAAUGUACUCACUUUAACAAAAUUAUUAAUUAGACCCAGAUCCUGUUAAAUGUACAUUUGUUUAUUAUAAAUAAAUAUGAUUACCUUUCAAUUAUUAUACACACUAAUAAAUAUGUAAUGUACUAUUAUUUUCUUAAGUUAAGUAGUAUAUCUUAAAAAAUAAUCUGAACCUAUAUUGCUAAUAAAAUAUACCAUGAACAAGGUAAAUAUAUUUGUAAAAAUCAUGUAUUUAUAAACAUAACAUAGGUGCGUUAAUAUAUUAAAUUGUAAAUCAUAGAUAAA